CUCCUCUCUUCGUCUCUCUCUCUGUCUCUAUCUCUCUCCUCUCUCUCUUUUCCUCCCCUCUCUUCGUCUAUCUGUCUCUCUCUCUCUUUCUCUCUCCUCUCUGUCUCUCUCUCUCUCCGUCUCUCUCUCCUCGCUCUUUCUCUCUCUAUCUCUCUCUCUGUUACGCCUUCUCUCCCUGGCUUCCCUUCGCUCACUCCCUGGUACCAUCCUUCUCAGUCCGUGCUGUACAUUCCUGCUUUAAACAGCUGUCUGUGGGAUCUCCAUGCGGCUCUCCAUUCUCCUACCUGCGCGACACACUUGCGUUCUGUUCAGCUGCCCUAUCUGUCAUCUGCAGCCAUGCGUCUGGGGAUCUCCUCCUUCCUGUCGGACAUCCUGAGCACCUCCAGCAACGUCUGCUUCUGCUGGACCGAAGGCAAGGUGCCUGGGAAGGAGAUUUGGGAACAACACACAGUUACACUACAGAAGGACCCCCAGAUGGGAUUUGGCCUGGCUGUGUCUGGGGGCCAGGACAACCCCAACAUGGAGAACCAAGACACCUCAAUCAUCAUCUGUGACGUGUUGCAGGGCAGCCCCGCUGACGGACUGCUGUUUGAAAAUGACAGAGUGAUUCAGGUGAACUCCAUCCCCAUGGAUAACGUGCCUCAUUCAUUUGCUGUCCAGUCACUGCGGAACUGUUCCAAGGAGGCCAGGAUAAUAGUGAAAAGACCACGCACAGUGACGGCCGACUCCCAGCUCCAGCCCUGCUCCACCGGCGGCGAUGACUACAACAAGGCAGACGAGGACAGCGGCCGGCACCAUGACACCCUCCUCCGCCAUCACGUCGACAGCAGGGGAUGUGGGAAGAACGAGGAGCACCGCGACAAGAGCCUUAGUAGGAGCCGGGAGAGAGAGGGCUCCCCCGGGGGAGAGAACCCCUCCCAGAGCGCCGGCUGUAGCCACAGUCCGGGACCCCACGCACACUGCCACCGAUGCCGUCCGUGGGGGGAGGCGGCCGGGGAGGCGGCGGGCGCGGGGAAAACCCUCCACCUGAGUGGUAAAUAUGAGUGCGAGGCCGGAGAAGUGGGGGAGAAGUAUCUGUCUCUGGCCAAGAGCUCCCCUUCCCGGGAGAACCCCAGGGUGGCCGCGCCGCUGGAGCCGCUGGAGAAGCCUGUGAGUGUCGUGCUGGUGAAGAACACACCCUGUGAAGAGUACGGCCUGCGUCUGGGCAGCCAGAUCUUCAUCAAGCAGAUGACGGCUACAGGCCUUGCUGCCCAGGAUGGCACCCUGCAAGAAGGAGACAUCAUCCUCAAGAUCAACGGGACGGUCACAGAGAACCUGUCCCUGAACGAGGCGGGGCGGCUUAUAGAGAAGUCCAGGGGGAAGCUGCAGCUCUCUGUCCAGCGGGACCAGCGGCAGCUGCUGGUCCGCAUCCCCCUACUGGUGGACUCAGACUCAGACCAUGAGGAUGUUUCCGAGAUGGAGUCGUACCAGGACUACUCUUCCAUAGACGACAGGAGGUCCCACCACUCGGAUCAGUCUUCUCAUUCAUCCAAUGACCGAUACAACUCCAGGGAAAAUCUCAUCCCGGUUACCAAGGCGACAGGGCGGCGUAUUAAAAAACCUGAGGAUCUCCGGCUGUCAUCAAAGCACAAAGUAGACGUGCGGCCCGCUGAGGAAGCUGGAGCUACUGUCAAAAUAACUCCUCAAAUUCUUCUCCGACCCAGCCCAGAAGAGGAGGAAAUUUAUGGGCCUAACACAGUGAUGGCGUGCUUCCAGAAGGGGGACAGCCUGGGCCUCCGACUGGCAGGGGGCAACGCUGUGGGCAUCUUCAUUGCAGGUGUUCAGGAGGGCAGUCCUGCGGAGGAGAAAGGCCUGCGUCCCGGGGACCAGAUCGUAAAGGUGAACAAUAUCGAUUUCCGAAACAUCUUCAGAGAAGAGGCAGUUCUGUUUUUGUUGAAGAUCCCCAAAGGGCAGGACAUCACCAUCCUGGCACAAAGGAGACAUGAUGUCUUCAACAUUGUGCUGGUAUCGGGGCGCAGCGAUUCCUUCUUCAUCCGUACUCACUUUGAGUAUGAGCGGGAGGGCCCUCAGAGCCUGGCCUUUGGCAGCGGGGAGAUCCUGAAGGUGGUCGACACGCUCUACGACGGUAAGCUGGGGAACUGGCUGGCGAUACGUAUCGGCAAGGAGAAGCAGCUUCUGGAGAAGGGCGUCAUUCCCAACAAAAUCAGGGCAGAGCAGAUGGCAACCGUCCUGAGCCCUCCCAGAGACAUCGCUGGGGCCGACCGCGCAGAGUUCUGGCGCUUACGGGGCCAGCAGGACGGUAGGAAGAAUGACCUACUGAGGAGGAGCCAGGUGGAACAGAGUACCCUAAACACCCCGUACCCCACCUAUGAGAAGGUGGUUCUCCGAGAAGCUGGUUUCAGGCGUCCUGUGGUGAUAUUCGGACCCGUUGCUGACGCAGCUACUGAGAGGCUGGCCAAGGAAAUGCCUGAUCAGUUUGUUAUUGCCAAAACAGAGCCUAAAGAUGCGGGUCCCGUCAGGUCCUCAGGGGUGGUGCGACUCAACACCAUCCGGCAGAUCAUCGAACAGAACAAGCACGCACUGUUAGAUGUGACCCCGAAGGCGGUAAACACCCUGAACUACACCCAGUGGUACCCCAUCGUCAUCUUCCUCAACCCCGACAGCAAGCAGGGCGUCAAGCUGAUGAGGCAGAGGGUGAUGCCCCACUCCAGCCGCAGCGCCCGCAAGCUGUACUUGCAGGCACUCAAACUGAGGAAAACCUGCUCCAACCUGUUCACUGGAACCAUCCAUCUGAACUCAACCAACGAUGCCUGGUACAGCACCCUGAAGGACGCCAUCAGACAGCAGCAGAUGCAGGGUGUCUGGGUGUCCGAAGGGAAGUUGGAGCGGAUAGAGACUGAACUGGACUGCCCCGAUGCGGAGCUUGUGUCCUACCUGUCCGGCAUGACCGCAGACUACCUGAGUGUUGAUGGCCAGCAAGUGGCCGACAUCAGCGCUGACCGGGGGUCCUGUGUCCCCAGCCAGCCUGAUGCAGAUCUGUUGAGCCACCAGCCACCACUCACCUACAUCUCACCCAUUAGCCACGUGCUAGCCAAGGAGGUCUUCUACGGUUGCAGUCCAGACUUCGAAAGUUCUCCAAGUAAACUAGCCAUUCUGGAAAUUCCCAGCCACACACCUGUCGCACAACCAAAUACCACACAGGUGAAGUUGGCUCUAGGAGAAGAGGCUGAACUUGCAUUACUUCCUAGCCACCCUCAUCAUUGCAUACUUCAAAAUAUCCAUCCUUCCGACAGUUCCCCGUACAAGUAUAUCUCCAGCAACGGAAGCAGCACCCCUGACUUUCACUCCUCUGCCCCCCUGGCUCCCUUCUCCUACCUGAAGUCUUCUCCGUUCAACUCACUAGGAAAGUCUGUCGUGGGCGUAGCACCCUCGGCCGUGGCCAGACGCUCUUCCAUUCAGCAGGAUGUCCCAAGACACCCCUCCAUCACUAUUGAGAACACAGGCACCGACACGGACCUUCAGCAGCAGGAGGAGGGGCAGGGUGACGAGACGCGGUGCCUCAUGGAGGAGCCCGUGACGCAGACCUUCCUGGGGAAGAUCCAGGCUUUUGAGAGGAUGGAUCUCCUCGCCCGCACCCAGAGGAUACACGAGCUACAGGAGGCCCGUAAAGCCAGAGAGAUGGCUCAGAAUCCCAAAGACAUUUACUCUGUGCCUCUGAAGACCCCUAAGCUGGAGUUGAACCCACAACAGCCUAUAUGGUCCCCCUCUGAGCCUGAGCGACUGUCAUCCUCACCCCGGAAGUUGUCUCAUCCGGAGAUCCAUCACUUUCCCCAAAUGGACAUGGAAGACCAAGACAAUUUUUGGCUGACUAAAUCUGUCAAGCAAAAUUAUAAUGCUGUAAAUUCUCCCCAUCAUUUUCAUUUCACGGAACUUUAGUGUUAGCAUAAACCGAGCCACAGAGAUACAUGUAACCAUUACAUUUUAGAGAAACAUCCUUAUUAGUAUAUUACUAUAUAAAUAUUAUACAAAACACAACAAUUUUAAAGGUCCCGUGGCAUGCUACUUUAAUAUAGAUAUUAGUGGGCCCCUUUUGAAGACUUUCCCAAAAUUCAGCCGUGGUGCAGAAUUACAGCCACUACGAGCCAGUCGCACAUUGAGCUUUCCCCAAACGCGCCGUUUCGGUGUCUGUAGCUUUAAUGCAAAUGAUGUGGAGAGAGGCGGGGGAGGAGGGUGGGAGUGGUGGGAGUGUGGCCCUGAGCAACUUGCGGCACGGUACCAUGCGCUCUGUUUACAAUGGAUGUAUCGCAAUGGCGAGGCGCACACAGCCUUUGGUCGUGUUCUGUAAAUAUUCUAGAACACUCCGGGUGCUCCGGCGGCAGUCCUUGAGCUCUAUAUCUAAGUAAUAUCAUAUUAUUCGUAGAUAUCUAUAUCAUAUAAUAAAUAUUAUCAAGGCCAAAAGCUCUGUGCGUCUCCAGAUGAUGUUAUGAAUCACAAACGACUGCGUCGGGUUCUCCGACGUCUCUGGUUCUUCCACUUCCACAUCAAUCUGAAGUAGACUGAACCACGUGCUGCCGGCUGCCGGGCGGUGGUGCUUUGUGGUGCUGGUGCCUUGCGGCAGCGGGCGGCGGGCAGUGGGGAUCAACGAUGACUGAGUAACUCCAACUACAGUCUCAUUGUGGAAAUACCAGAGACGUCAAAGAACCGACGUGUUAUGGGGGAAAAUUCCAAAACGGCGUGUCUGAGCUUUGUUUUCCCAAAGGCGGAGCAGAAUGCCUGGUGCUGGUUUUACGACCAACGAAAUUUCUAGCUACUGGGGGUGCAAAGGCAGGCUAGGGGAACUCAUAUUAAUGUUAGAAAACCUCAGAAAGUGUAAUUAUAAUGCCAUGGGAUCUUUAAUGUACAGGAUACCAUAAAAAAAUUAUCACUAAAUAUUACUACCAAACUUAUCAAGUUUGUGCUGUACAUUUUUUAAACGCAUAUUUAUUUUCAGUUUUCCAGCGCUUCAUGUUUCUAUGAUAUUUGUGAUAUUGUAAAUGGUGAAAUAUGAUAUUUUAAUUGUUUAAGGAAAACAAUUUCAUCUGAAACAUGAGCUUGCUGCAGGUUUUAUUUUCCCCUUUCCUAUUAUUCAUAUACUCUUGGUCUAUAUAUCGCUGUCCAAUGAAGGCCUCUGGGGAGAAUUACAAUAUGAACAUUGAUCGCACAAUAUACCCCAGCAUUUUGAUGCUGAACAAAAUAUUUUCAUCACAGAAAUAUUAAUCCAGUGCACUAUCUAACCUAUCUAAUCUCAUCUAUUCCCAAUAUAUUCUCAAUUCAUGUAACUUAAUUUACCUUUCCUUAUCCUAUAGUAAGGUUGAAAUUUAUAAUGAAUAAUAAAACAUAUUGAAAAAUCUUGAAAAUGCUAUUUCCCAUUAAAGUCAUGAUCAGAUAUGAUGGAAUGAAAUUGUUUAGUCAUCUGCCUCUCAGAAUAGCGUCUGUGUGUGUGUGUGUGUGUGUGUGUGUGUGUGUGUGUGUGUGUGUGUGUGUGUGUGUGUGUGUGUGUGUGUGUGUGUGUGUGUGUGUGUGUGUGUAUGUGUGUUGGUCAGGGGAAUGCCCCUUUUUAGCUUGAGCCCCUGCCACACAAAUUGUAUCUUCACCGCACUGUAGAGAUAUUUAUCAAAUUAAUAAAAGGGAUUUAUCAAAAGAGAUAAGUCAAUAAUCAGUUUAUUCGUUUUUCCUGGAGUUUCUCUUUAGCAGGCAUGUAUUUAACUUUUGAAGGAAAUGUAACAGGAAGUGUCUGCCUGUGUAGUCUUAAACAAAGAGUGUAAAUUACAUAUUUUCUCAGUUUAAACACAUUUCAAGUAUACCUCUUUCGCUCGGGAGCUUCAGAUGUCCGAAGCCACAGAUCUAUGCCUCAGCCGAGCCCCCUAACUCUUUCCACAACCCGCUUCCUCUCGGACCCCUAACUCUGUCCACAACCCCCUUCCUCUCGGACCCCUAACUCUGUCCACAACCCCUUCCACUCUGACCCCUAACUCUGUCCACAACCCCCUUCCUCUCGGACCCCUAACUCUGUCCACAACCCCCUUGCUCUCGGACCCCUAACUCUGUCCACAACCCCCUUCCUCUAGGACCCCAAACUCUGUCCACAAUCCCCCUGCUCUCUGACCUGACCUUGCUGGCCAGGGGUACCUUCAGGUCUUGUAACGCCUCCUUUGUGCAGGCCAUCUUUUUCCAUCUAGAUUCCCUGACAGACAAACUGUGUUUGAAUUACAACAUUUAUUCUAUCGUCAUUGUUUUUCUGCAUUUUGUAGUAGUAGUAUUUUAAAGAUUGAAGAGUCCCUAUAUAUCAUUUUAAGCUCAAUAUGAUUCCUGGUUAUGGUAUUGAUGAACUGUAUUAAAGUGUAUCAAUCAAUGCAGCUCUGACUGGACUCCUAACAUCCCAGAUGGUACUAUGUAAUAAACCAUCUGGCGCAAAUACAAAA
Gadus macrocephalus (Pacific cod) is the source of this 6461-nucleotide messenger RNA. RefSeq names its product tight junction protein ZO-2-like. Gene Ontology annotation, molecular function: cell adhesion molecule binding. The coding region runs from base 337 to 3936 and encodes 1199 amino acids. Gene Ontology annotation, biological process: cell-cell adhesion; protein localization to cell-cell junction; positive regulation of blood-brain barrier permeability. The transcript is spliced from 23 exons. Gene Ontology annotation, cellular component: plasma membrane; bicellular tight junction. The record is from RefSeq and is a predicted model, not a curated record. NCBI's taxonomy places the organism in Eukaryota, Metazoa, Chordata, Actinopteri, Gadiformes, Gadidae.